Aspergillus melleus is the source of this 186-nucleotide messenger RNA. RefSeq lists its product as uncharacterized. The transcript has a single exon. Bases 1 to 186 code for a protein of 61 amino acids. The record is from RefSeq and is a predicted model, not a curated record. Lineage: Eukaryota; Fungi; Ascomycota; Eurotiomycetes; Eurotiales; Aspergillaceae.
AUGAUCCUCCAAGCCCUCCUCAUCCUCCUCAGCGCCGAGCUCAUCCGAAAAGGGCUGAUCCGAUUCGAUAUCCACCGUCGCAGAGCCCGACGUCGUGCUCGUGCGGCAAACAUCACCAUCUAUCCUCUCGAAGAGAUCGAACAGGUCGAGGUUCACGUCGACGUCGACGUCGAUCAGUGGCGUUAG